Cervus elaphus (red deer) is the source of this 2489-nucleotide messenger RNA. It is a transcript of the gene RCN1, whose product is annotated as reticulocalbin 1. Gene Ontology annotation, molecular function: calcium ion binding. The record is from RefSeq and is a predicted model, not a curated record. NCBI's taxonomy places the organism in Eukaryota, Metazoa, Chordata, Mammalia, Artiodactyla, Cervidae. The transcript is spliced from 6 exons. The coding region runs from base 415 to 1410 and encodes 331 amino acids. Gene Ontology annotation, cellular component: endoplasmic reticulum.
UUGCUCGACAAAGAACUUCCCGGUCUUCUUAGGAGCCCUCCAGUCUCCGGCCCAGUCCGCCUGGGCCCGCCCCUCGCGACGAGAUCGCGGGGAGGGGCCCAGGCGAAACCCGAGCCCCGCGCCCACCACCCGGGCGGGCGACGUGGCUCCCCGGCCCCGGCCUCCCCUCGCAGCCCGGCGGCCAAUGGGCGCGUGAGCGGGACCGUCCGGCGCUCCCCUGCCCGCCGCCCGGGGCGCGCCCCUCCGCUCUGGCACGGGGCGGGCGCUGGCCGAGGGGCCGGCCCGUCCCCUCCCUCCCGGCGCCGGCCCUGGCCCCAGCCCCGCCGCCGCCGCGCGCGCUCUGAGCCCCCAUUUCCGAGCCGCCGCUCGUCGCCCGCUCGGAGCCUUCCCGCGGGCCGCGCUCUCCUCCGGACGAUGGCGCGCGGGGGCCGCGGUCGCCACCUGGGGCUGGCCCUGGGGCUGCUGCUGGCGCUGCUGCUGGCGCCUCCCGCGCUGCGGGCCAAGCCCACCGUGCGCAAGGAGCGCGUGGUGCGGCCCGACUCGGACCUGGGCGAGCGGCCGGCCGAGGACAACCAGAGCUUCCAGUACGACCACGAGGCCUUCCUGGGCAAGGAGGACUCCAAGACCUUCGACCAGCUCACCUCGGAGGAGAGCAAGGAGAGGCUGGGGAAAAUUGUUGAUCGAAUCGACAGUGAUGGAGACGGCUUUGUCACCACUGAGGAGCUGAAAACCUGGAUCAAACGCGUGCAGAAAAGGUACAUCUACGAUAAUGUCGCCAAAGUCUGGAAGGAUUAUGAUCGGGACAAAGACGAUAAAAUUUCCUGGGAAGAAUACAAGCAAGCCACCUAUGGUUACUACCUAGGAAACCCCACAGAGUUUCAGGAUACCUCAGAUCAUCACACCUUUAAAAAGAUGCUGCCACGGGACGAGAGAAGGUUCAAGGCUGCAGACCUCGAUAGUGACCAGACAGCCACCCGGGAGGAGUUCACCGCCUUUCUGCAUCCUGAGGAGUUUGAGCAUAUGAAGGAAAUUGUGGUUUUGGAAACGCUGGAGGACAUUGACAAGAAUGGGGAUGGCUUUGUGGAUCAGGAUGAAUAUAUUGCUGAUAUGUUUUCCCACGAGGAGAGUGGCCCUGAGCCAGACUGGGUGCUGUCAGAACGGGAGCAGUUUAAUGAAUUCAGGGAUCUGAACAAGGACGGGAAGCUGGACAAAGAUGAGAUUCGUCACUGGAUCCUCCCCGAAGACUACGACCACGCGCAGGCCGAGGCCAGGCACCUGGUGUACGAGUCAGACAAAAACAAGGAUGAAAAGCUCACUAAAGAGGAGAUCUUAGACAACUGGAACAUGUUUGUUGGAAGCCAAGCUACCAAUUAUGGGGAAGACCUCACCAAAAACCAUGAUGAGCUCUGAUGCACGCUCACCAUAUCAUGAUAGACUGUCAUAGGCUUUCUUUUAUUGUCCUGGAUGGUUGCUACAAUUGUCUCACUUACAGCAGUUAUGUCCCCACAGAAAGCAAAUUUAUCGCCUCAGAUUGGGGUUAAAAUUGUUUUUUACUCAAUAUUUGCUGGAAAUUACUCACCACUAUUCUUUGAGUAACAUUUCUCUUCAAACACAUUAAAAUCUUGGUAAAUUGCAAUGCUUUAUGGGGAUACAUUACUAAAACAUGACUUUUUAGCUUUUUCCAUGAAAUUUGAACUAAAGAAGAAUGAAAUUUGAAAAGCCCUGUUAUUCAGAAGUUGGGUAGGUGGGGAGAGGGCAGUAUAUGGAGUGACUGCUAUGCAUUUUAACUGCAGAUUUUUUGCAUUUCCACCGUUAAUAGUUGGUAAGGGAAAAUUCUGAUUAAGCUUCAGUGGUAUCUCUUCCUACACAGGCUGCUUUCAGAUCAAGGCUGAUUAUUUCAAAUUCUUCCUUCUUGACUGUACUCUGAGCUGUUACUGUAAAUGGCAUAUAAACCUCUGUGCAUUUUUCUGUAUGAACCUGCUAAUGUGCACAACAGAUCCACCCAUCUUUGUUUUUUGUCUUUGUUUUUUUUUACAAUAAGAAGCAAUUAAGAAAGAUAAUGUGAAAAAGAAAGGAAUUUUAAAGGUAGGGAGAAAAGAUGAAUGUCAGGAAAGAUGAAUGUCAAGAACUAUAGGAAAAUGGUAAACACUUUAUUAUACUUGAGAAAUUCUUUUUGACAUUCAAAUGAAGUAGAUCUGAUCUUUGAAAAAGUGACUAGAAAUCCAAUCCAUUUCCUCGCUGAUCUCUGACAGGAAUAGAGAGUGGGGUCCUGGGGAAGCCUGCCUAGUGGAGCUCUGGAACCCAUCUCUUCCAGUCCGGUGAAUCCACAGCCUUCCAACCUACCCUGGGACCACUUACACCACGGAGUUGACAAAGUAGUGUUCCAAGUCACUGGCUAAACUGUAAGAAAGAACUUUCACAGGUUGAAAUUCCACCUUAUAAGUAGAAAGUGAAUGAAUAAAGGAUCCCACUGAGGAUUUUCUACUGUG